This is a messenger RNA of Rhincodon typus (whale shark), 1272 nucleotides long. Its product is annotated as cytochrome P450 2K4-like. Lineage: Eukaryota; Metazoa; Chordata; Chondrichthyes; Orectolobiformes; Rhincodontidae. Gene Ontology annotation, biological process: xenobiotic metabolic process. Gene Ontology annotation, cellular component: intracellular membrane-bounded organelle; cytoplasm. The record is from RefSeq and is a predicted model, not a curated record. Gene Ontology annotation, molecular function: heme binding; iron ion binding; oxidoreductase activity, acting on paired donors, with incorporation or reduction of molecular oxygen, reduced flavin or flavoprotein as one donor, and incorporation of one atom of oxygen.
CAAAAGGAAGUGCCGUGCAAAAACUUGUAAUAAUUGGUCAUGUAAACCUUUUCUUGAAGCUAUCUGAGAAAUAUGGCAAAGUGUUUAGCAUCAAGCUCGGACCCACAACUACAGUGGUGCUGACUGGCUGCGAAGCAGUGAAGGAUGCCCUCGUGAACAAUGCAGAUGAAUUUGGAGAAAGAGCACACAUCCCAAUAUUUGAAGCACAUUCAAAAGGACAUGGUAUUGUUUUUGGUCAUGGGGAGUCAUGGAAGCAAAUGCGAAGAUUUGCUCUCACCACUUUACGAGAUUUUGGAAUGGGUAAAAAAACCAUUGAAAACAAAAUAAUCAAGGAAUCAGAUUUUCUGGUAGAAAUGAUUGAUUCUUAUGAAGGACAACCAUUUAAUCCAACUUUCCAAGUGAACUCUGCUGCAGCCAAUAUAAUUUGCUCUAUAGUUUUUGGUGACAGAUUUGAUUAUGAAGAUGAAGGGUUUGUCAGUGUACUAAAGAGAAUGAAUGAAAAUGUUCAACUUCUUGGUUCACCUAUCAUUCACCUGUACAAUGUAUUUCCCCUCCUGAGAUACCUUCCAGGGCCACACAAUAAAGUUUUGAUCAAUGCAGAGAAGAACGUUAACUGCCUCAAAGGAUUUUUCAAAGAAAAUCUUCAGAAACUAGAUGAAAGUGACCUGAGGAGUUUUGUUGAUGUAUUCAUGGUCAGACAACAGAAGGAAUCAGACUUCCAUCAAGACAACUUAACGUACACGACAGUGCACCUGUUUGCUGCAGGGAUGGAGACCACCUCAACCACACUUCAUUGGGGAAUGCUUCUGAUGAUGAAAUAUCCAGAGAUCCAGAAAAAGGUUCAUGAGGAAAUUAUCAGAGUUAUUGGAUCGGAAUGACCUCCCAGAGUUGAAGAUCGGAAAGAUUUGCCUUACACUAAUGCAGUGAUCCAUGAAAUCCAGAGGUUUAGUGACAUUGCACCAAUGAGCGUAACACAUGAAACAACAGUGGAUGUAAAUUUCAGAGGAUACUUCAUUCCAAAGGGAACCCAAGUAAUUCCAGUGCUGACCACUGUGCUGUAUGAUAAAACCCCAUGGGAGAAACCUGAUGAGUUCAACCCAUCUCACUUUCUGAAUGCUGAGGGCAAGUUUGUGAAGAGAGAUGCCUUCAUGCCAUUUUCUGCAGGAUUGUAUUUACUGCUUUUCAGUCUGAUGGAACGUUUCCAGAAUCUAGGGAACUUCGGAAAAUGAACACUAAUGCAUCUACUACCUCAUUAGCCACCUCUCUCAAGAC